CAACGUUGGAUGCCGGCUGCCGUGAAACCCCAAAGAAGAACAAGACUAAGCAGAGGAAGCUAUAACAGCUGGACUCUGUUCGAGUACUUUAAAAAUAACUUUAGCUGGACUUCUACACGCAGUGGAGUCCGGAAUGAACGUGCUGCUGCAGCGGUGGAGCCUCCGGCGGGCGGGGACUUGGAGAGGUUUCCAUGCGACGGCACCUGUGUCAAACUUUGACGUGAGGAAAGUGGAGCUGAUGCCGCUGGAGCAGCGAAGACUCACCUUCGACUCUCACGCCAUGGUGACGGAGCUGGAGAGCAGCGGUUUUGCAAAGUGUCAGGCAGAACUGAUUGUCUCAGCUCUGGUCACUCUGACCACAGCCAACAUGGACAUCGUCUACAAAGACAUGGUGACCAAAUCCCACCAGGAGAUCGCUGUGCAGCAGAUCAUGGCUCACCUGGACUCCAUCAGGAAGGACAUGGUGAUCCUGGAGAAGAGCGAGUUCGCCAACCUCCGAUCGGAAAACGCUACAAUGAAGAGAGAACUGGAACAGCUACAACACCGACUGAAAGAAGAGAGCGAGAAAGUCAGAGCAGAGACCAAACUCGACAUCAACCUCGAGAGAAGUAGGAUCUCUGACAUGUUUACUGAACAGGAGAAGAAGCUGAUGGAGGCCAGUACAGACUUCUACCACAGGAAAGCCGACCUGGAAAACGACAACAUGGAGAUCAACAAGAAGAUUGACCUGCAGGUGGCCUCGCUCAAAACUGUUCUGGAGUCCCUCAAACUGGAGACGGUCCGCUACCUCGCAGCGACAGUGUUCACAUGCCUGGCUAUUGCUCUGGGGGUGUACCGGCUGUGGAGGUGAGGGAUGAACGGGUCAAAACAGGCCACUUUCCUAUAAGGAGAAUCAGUGUCUGACUGCGCUCAAGGUGCUUAUGGUUUAGAUCAAACACCUGCUCCAUCACCUUGUACAAGCAGGUUAAGAAACAGUUUUAAAAUCUGCUUUUUACUUAAAAUGGAUUUAAAAUAAAUUCAAUAAUGGC
Molecule: messenger RNA, 1028 nt
Organism: Betta splendens (Siamese fighting fish)
Lineage: Eukaryota; Metazoa; Chordata; Actinopteri; Anabantiformes; Osphronemidae
Gene: ccdc90b
Product: coiled-coil domain containing 90B
Exons: 9
Coding region: 134-850 (238 amino acids)
Cellular component (GO): mitochondrion
Source: RefSeq, a predicted model, not a curated record